AUGAGUCGCAAGGGAGACAGCGUAACUUCCGCCAUUUCUUGCCAUUCUCAUUCGAGGAGAACAGCUUCGGCCGUUUCUUGGCCCGACCGGCAAGAUAUCGCCAAUUUGAAAUCGACAGUGAUGAAAACGAAGAUGCCCCGGAUUCAGACCAUGAUGGACGAGCAUCUCAACCGAGUCUCCACUGAGGUUCUCUUCAUCUCAGACGAAGAGGAAGAUCAUGAUGACACCGAUGUCAAUACUAGCGAAGUGGAUUCUGAGGGACAAUUCUCGGAUGGCUCAGACGACGACCACGAAGACGACUGUGACCGAAUCAAUGAACUGAUCGCCGAGAUCGAAGAGGCAAAGUUGAAGAAGCUGAAAGCAGAGAAGGCAAGACUGGAGGCAAAGAAGGCGGCAAGCCAGUCUCCUCGUAAGAAGAAGCUCACCCCAACCCGGAAGAAAACUAGGGCAACCUCCCAGAGGAAAGUUCCCAUCGCAAAAAAGAGGACACUGAAGGGAACAACGCCUAAACAAGUCACUAUUGAAGAAGGUAACAAUACUCUGAAUUCUCCCCCCCAGCCACCUACGACCGCCAGAAUACUCAAACCGGAGUCAGCGGCCGCUGAAACUCAGAACAAUCAGCCCAUCCUCCAAUCUGUCCUUGAAGCCAUCCAUCCCUACUUUGUAAAGCUUCAGGACUCAGCGGAUAAAAUGAGCAACGCAGCCAGACGGAUGGAACAAGAACGAGAAGAAGCAAGAUUGCGAAUGUCCGCUAUCAACAUGGGACAGGAACAACCACAUCCUUCUGGUCCAACUCUGCAAUAUCCCCUGAAGAACCCCUGA
This is a messenger RNA of Cylindrotheca closterium, 822 nucleotides long. The record is from the annotation of a GenBank genome assembly. NCBI's taxonomy places the organism in Eukaryota, Bacillariophyta, Bacillariophyceae, Bacillariales, Bacillariaceae.